This is a messenger RNA of Penicillium maclennaniae, 1188 nucleotides long. Its product is annotated as adaptin-binding domain-containing protein. Gene Ontology annotation, molecular function: protein-macromolecule adaptor activity. Gene Ontology annotation, biological process: vesicle-mediated transport. Bases 1 to 1188 code for a protein of 395 amino acids. Lineage: Eukaryota; Fungi; Ascomycota; Eurotiomycetes; Eurotiales; Aspergillaceae. The transcript is spliced from 3 exons. The record is from RefSeq and is a predicted model, not a curated record.
AUGACAACGUCCUCGGCCUCCGCAUCCGCGGACAAAUCAAAAGUCAAAACCAUCACCAACCCCCGCCGGCUCUUGAUCCUAACACCAACAACCCAAUCCCUAACAACAAUUCCACCUCUCCUACACUCCCUCACCGGCGUCGCUAUCACCAACCCCCCACAACGAGAGAAAGAGCCUGAAUCCAAAGAAACACCCACCACACAAACGACCUCCUUCGCAGGCUACACAACCCACAGCCCUCUUCGCCUCUCAACGAAAUACUACACCGCCGAAAUCCCCCUAUGGGUUGACGAAAUCCCGCUCCUCGAGAAAACAGAAAGCUCAAAGCAAUGGCGCACGGAAUUUCUCAGCGGUGAAGCGGAGAUUGUGCGCGAAGCAGUCGGCGCAUUGGUUGUUUGCGUGCAUGCGCCGGAACUGAGCUCAAAUCCCACGGGAAACGAAUCGGAUAUCGCGGAUCGGGAGGAUGUGCGCGCUGUGCGCGAGUUGAUGGGGGAUGUCGGGGCUGUAAAGUCUGUUAUUGAUGAGGAGAGGGGAGGGAUGGGUGAUGUUCCUGGUAUUCUUGUUCUUGUUGGGGGUAAGAAGAGUGUGUCAGGUACAGCACAAGCUGCGGCUACAGUUACAGCUGCGACGACAGGCGAGGAUGAGUUGGGGUUGGGCGUCGGAGAUGAUGAGCUGGGGGAAGACACGGCACCGUUAUCGGUUGGGUGGUGGGAGGACCAGAUGUUUGAUAUGGGGUUGUUUGGAUGGGAGAUUAUUGAGUGGGACCCUGCGGAACAAGGUGGUGAAGUUACGAGGAAUAAGUUCGGAGAGUACGAGGGCAUGCCGCGUAUCAAGGAAGUUCUCGAAACUCACGACUGGACAGCUUCCGGAGAUUCAUUCGAUGCCGACGAGCUCGAUAUGGAAGACGACUUUGACGAGUUUAUGAGUGGUGGUAAAUCACACUCGCGAGGUUUCGGGGAGGAAGUCAAUGAAUUGGAGCGUGAAAUGUUUGGCCUGCGCAUGGCUAUUGAGCGUGGUGGGGAUAGACAUGACGAUAGUGAGAGUGAGAAUGAGGAGGAUCAGGUUGAGUCCAUCGAGGCGCUGAUGCUACGCAUGCAGUCCAUACGAGAGAUGAGCGCUGAUAUGCCAGAGGCUCAGAGGAAGAGAUUUGCUGCGAAGGCUGUGCAAGAUAUUAUGCGGGACUUAUGA